Molecule: messenger RNA, 2217 nt
Organism: Anopheles nili
Lineage: Eukaryota; Metazoa; Arthropoda; Insecta; Diptera; Culicidae
Product: ribosome biogenesis protein SPATA5L1
Exons: 2
Coding region: 1-2217 (738 amino acids)
Molecular function (GO): ATP binding; ATP hydrolysis activity
Source: RefSeq, a predicted model, not a curated record
AUGUUUGAGCCAGUCAUACUAUCGCUGGAAUAUAAUCCAAAGCUAGAGCCUGCAUUCUCCUCCCCACAGUCAUGUUAUUUGUGGCCAAAGGAAAGUGAACGGAAAGAAUGGAGCCUAUUUCAGGGGAUGCCAGCGGUGUGUCGACUACAGAACGGUCGUCGCUUUCUCUGGCGAAUAUACACCCACUUGGAUCGGAAUUCUUCCCACAGAGAAGCGUACUUUGGCCAUCAAGCAGUUGAGCUUACGGGCUUUAGAUCGCCCGGAGCUGGAAACAACAACGAAGACUACACGCUAAUCGAAGCCACGGAGAUCCAGCAUCCGCUAGCAGAUUUCGAUGAAAUCACUCUCGACGUGCGACUCGAUUGUUCUAGACUCAAUGUAGAGUUGCUUCUGACGACCGACUGCCUGUGUGAGAUGUUGCGCGCCUUUCUAACUAAUGCAUUCUUCUGCCGAGCUUCCCGAAUUGAUUUUAGCUACCUUCGAGACAGAAAUAUGGGCAUCAGCACCGCUUAUGUGCGAGAUACGCAAGGACCUUCCGAGUACGGAGAAAUUGGCAAGAACACGUCCAUCAAAAUCGGUCAGUUAUUCUUCCAUCCAGAAUCAUCAUCACCAAAGCUGCUAUUAGCAGGCUUGGAGAACGCUCGUCUACAGCUAGAAGAAGCUCUUGCGGAACGAUGUUCCGUCCUUAUUACCGGUCCGAGUGGCACCGGAAAGAACAGUCUCGUGAAAUCGAUUGUACAAGAGAAGAACCUUCCCCUGUUCGAAGUGCGAGGGUUGCAUUUUAUCCGCUCGCUACCCGGAGAAACGGAGGCUGAGCUGCGUAAAACAUUCCUCCGGGUUCAGCUAUUUGAUGAGCUAAUCGAAGGAACGAAACCGUGCAUUCUGUUGGUGAAGGACAUCGACACGGUGUGUCCGAAGAUCGCCGGAAACAUGAAGAACGAAGAGUUUGCGAACAUAGCCCGAAUCGGUUCCCAGCUUGUAUCGCUGGUCGAUCAGUACACGGAGCGGUGCAAAAAUCUCAUCGUUAUCGGUCUCACAUCGAACAUCGAAGGUCUAGACAACCGGCUUCGGAGGCCCGGCCGAUUAAACAACGAAAUUGCGCUUGGAGUGCCGUCGAAAGAGCAGCGAAUUGAAAUUUUACGAUGCUUCAACGCGCGCACUGUCAACGUGUUACGUGACGCUCAUUUGGAGGAGAUUGGCAAACGAACAGCGGGCUAUGUAGGAGCGGAACUCGAGCUGCUUUUCUACAACAUCGUAAGGGAGAUGGACCGAGGCUGUGUCUCGUUCGAGCAGGCUCUUGUUGAGGUACAGAGAAAGCAUCGCCCUAGCAGCCUUCGAAACGCAACCGGACUAGUCGGAGAGGAGAAGUUACUGACGCUUGAUUCCUUCGGUGGCAUGCCAGAGCUCAAGGUUCUACUGCGACUGUGCGUGAUGGAGCAGCUGGCGAAUCCUGAUCGAUUCCAGCGCCUCGGAGUUCACCCCUUAAAGGGCAUUCUACUGUACGGACCGCCGGGAUGUGCAAAGACGACCCUCGCCAAGUGUUUAGCAGCGGAAUCGGGCAUGACAUUCCUGUCGCUCUCGGCAGCCCAAGUCUACUCUCCGUACGUCGGAGAUGCGGAGAAGCUCAUCACCCGUGUCUUUAACGAAGCACGCACAAACGCCCCGGCGGUGGUUUUUCUGGACGAAAUCGAUUCACUCGUGGGCAAUAGAGGAACAGCUGGCAUGGGCGGAGGCUCUGGAGCCGUUAACAUGGGCGUGCUGUCCACUUUGCUGAUGGAAAUGGACGGCAUCGGGCAGGCGGAACAAACAGCUAGCGCGUUGAGUGAAGAUGCCAAGCGAGUCAUCGUCAUAGCAGCUACAAACCGACCGGAUAUGAUUGAUGACGCUUUGUUGCGACCGGGAAGGCUAACUAAACUGAUCCACAUACCAGCCCCGGAUCAGGCCACACGUCUAGCUAUUCUGGAGAAGCUGGGCGAAAGCAUUCCGUUUGCAGAUGACGUGGACCUGACAAGUAUUGCAGAGCGGACGGAGCGGUUCUCUGGCGCAGAUCUACAGAAUCUUUGCACACAGGCCGCGCUAGAAGCAGCAGUGGAGGAUAUUGCAGCAAAAGUUGUCACAAAGUCACACUUUCAUCGUGCGUUUAAGGACGUUCGUCCUUCGUUGACUGAGCAGCAGAUCGAAUGGUAUCACAAUUACGAAGCGAACCGGCAAAGAUAA